Messenger RNA from Arvicanthis niloticus (Nile rat), 3582 nucleotides. RefSeq names its product zinc finger protein 346 (gene Znf346). Gene Ontology annotation, molecular function: double-stranded RNA binding; zinc ion binding. NCBI's taxonomy places the organism in Eukaryota, Metazoa, Chordata, Mammalia, Rodentia, Muridae. The record is from RefSeq and is a predicted model, not a curated record.
GCAGCUCUUCAACGGCGCCGCUAGCCGAAAAGAUGGCGUGUCCUGCGCCCGAUGCAACGGUGGCUGCGGACCCCGGAGGAGCCGGACCGUUCAGGAGCUCCGAGGAGCCGGAGGGUCGGGAACCGGACGGAGUACGCUUCGACCGCGAGAGGGCGCGCCUCCUGUGGGAAGCUGUGUCCGGUGCGCAGCCGGCCGGGAGGGAGGAAGUGGAACACAUGAUCCAGAAGAACCAGUGUCUCUUCACUAGCACCCAGUGUAAAGUUUGCUGCGCCAUGCUGAUUUCUGAGUCUCAGAAGCUAGCACAUUACCAGAGUAAAAAACAUGCCAACAAAGUGAAGAGAUACCUAGCAAUCCAUGGAAUGGAGACACUAAAGGGGGACGUGAAGAGGCUAGACUCAGAUCAGAAGAGCAGCAGAAGCAAAGACAAGAACCACUGCUGCCCCAUCUGUAACAUGGCCUUUUCCUCCCCUGUUGUGGCUCAGUCGCACUACCUGGGGAAGACCCACGCAAAGAACUUAAAGCUGAAGCAGCAAUCCACUAAGGGGGCAGCCUUGCAGCAGAAUAGAGAGAUGCUAGACCCAGACAAAUUCUGCAGCCUCUGCCAUUCAACAUUCAACGACCCUGCCAUGGCUCAACAACACUAUAUGGGGAAAAGACACAGGAAGCAGGAGACUAAGCUCAAGCUCAUGGCGCACUAUGGGCGGCUGGCGGACCCUGCUGUCUCUGAGUUACCAGCUGGAAAGGGCUAUCCCUGCAAGACAUGUAAAAUAGUGCUGAACUCCAUAGAACAGUACCAAGCUCACGUCAGUGGCUUCAAACACAAAAACCAGUCACCCAAAACAUUGAUGACAUUCGGAAGCCAGAUGCCAGUGCAAACACAACCCACUCCAAAGGAUUCAAGCACAGUGGAAGACUAGAGCUGUCUGCUUGGUCAGUCUUGGUGGGACAGCCACAAGCCAGUUCCUGGUGACUGUGGUUAGCCCAUAGCUCCUCCCUCCUCCUCUCUUAUAUCAGAAGAAUAUGGAGGCACAAAGCCAACUUGGGCUGCAGAUCUGCAGAUGGCCCCUGACAGCUCCUCCUGCCCCUCCUCUUUAGCAUGGCCCUGUGGUCACGGCAGGAGACAGGGCACUGGGAAGACUGAGGUGGUGGUGUAGAGGUUGGCCUUCCCUGCCCCUCCGGGUGUAUGUCCUACAGUCCCAGUGUCUGUUUUCUCUCUCAAGGUCAGUUGGGAGCAAGGUCCUGCAGAAAAGGGAGAGCACUGUCUCUGGGCUCCAGGAAGCUUGGUGUAGAAACUUGGAGCUCAUGUGUCAUUCCCUGUCCCUCAAGUAUGCAGGCUUGCUUGGUAUAGAUCCUGCCAACCAUGAAGUCUCCUGGAACACACAAAGACUUGGCAGAGCACUGCCAUCUCUGCUGCCUGUCUCUCCAGUUCCCAAGUGGUGCUAGGCAUCUACAGAAGCUAGGAGCUUGAGGAGACCCCAGUGCCCAGUGGGAUCAUGGGAAGCACCUAAGGGAGUCUUUGUCCAGAGGUGCUCCAACCAGGGUCAUGUGAGAAAGUCUCCCUCCUGCUAUGUUCCUUGAUUCUGUGCCCUUAUAGGUAACUGCCUCCUGACAGCCUACUAAAAGAUCACUUGGUGUUAGCUCUAUGCCCUUGUGUAGUGGGCUAUCCCUUGUGUAGUGGGCUAUCCCUUGUGUAGUGGGCUAUCCCACCCCGUUUGCUGUGGUGCUACCCCUCCCUUGUCAUCCUCAAGAAGAUUCUAGGGGAACUGAAAAGGAAUGUAGAACUAGUGCAGGUUCUACAGUAAGCAAAGGGUCCCUAGACCCUCAACUGAGAUUCCUACUGGGUUUGCAUCCUGGGAAUCCACUGCAGUGGGGUCUCAUAUGACUGUGGAGCAGGGCUUCCAGGAAGUAUCCCUAAAGCUUUUAGAGAUAAGAAGGUUUCCUUGUUAAUGCAAUUGGGUACCAUGUAGGGAUGGGGCAGGGCUUAAACUCUUGUUCUUUGGUCACACAACCAUCCAAAUAAAGAAUUUCUUGUGUGACUCAGGCUGUAACCUCAGCCCUGGUUACAGCCAUGUUGAUACUGCUAUGGCCCCCAGUGUCCUCAGUAACCAUCUCACCCCAGGAAAAGUCUCCCUGGUGCCCAACCCCAAUCCAGCUUAUCCCCCCAGCUAUCCGAUUUAUUCUUGCAAUAGUCACUCUGGCUACUGAGUGGAGGACUGCAGAGAGGCCAGUAUAGAAGCUGUGCCUAUAAGGCUGUUUGUCCUGGGGUAGUUCUUCAAGGUAGAUGUCCACUAACCUUGUGUCCAGGAUGCUGUGUCUGUUUGUUUGUUUGUUUGUUUGUUUGUUUUUCGAGACGGGGUUUCUCUGUGUAGCCCUGGCUGUCCUGGAACUCACUCUGUAGACAAGGCUGGCCUCAAACUCAGAAAUCUGCCCGCCUCUGCCUCCCAAGUGCUGGGAUUAAAGGCAUGCGCCACCACUGCCCUGCCCAGGAUGCUGUUUCUUAAGUUGUGGAUAUGUGGGUGAUUGGGUGGCAGUGUUUAAAGACAGGUGUCCUUUCUCACUCCACUUAAAGAGCUGUAGAGGUUCCCACGAAGUUCUAGGCUGUCUGGUCCUGGGGAGAGCCUUUCCUUUCACUGGAAAAUAGCAGGGCAGAGAGCAUUACAGCUUGGAAACUGAUGCAGAUGGGCCAGGCCAAGCACCGAAGCCCCAGUUCCUUGCAGCACAUGUUCUCGGCACCUGUCCCUAGCCAGCUCCUGACUUAAGCUCUCGACUCCUAGAGUAGGAUCUCUGCUCUCAGCUCCCCAACUGUAGGCCACCUCAGCAGUCUCCCUGGGUUCUGUGCAGCCUGGUGUGUCAGAAUUAGUAAAGAUUGUGAGGUAGGGAAUUGAGGUCAUGAAUGGGCUGACUGGCCAUUAACCCUUGUCUUAUGAGACCUCUGUGUUUACAUAGAUUCAGGAGGCCCUACCAGCUGCAUGUCUAGCAGUGUGGGUGUGGAAGCCCUAGAAGUAGCUCACUGUUGCCCUUUGGAAGCUCACAUACUUGAAAAUUAGGAUUUGGAGAGUCAUAUGGGGCAUUUGAGAGUGUCCAGGACGAAAGCAGUAACAGCCUGAAGUAGAAGGCGGAGAGAGAUACUGCUGGUCUGUGUAGCUUUGGGGGUUUGUUUUCUAGUUUGUUUCAUGUAGCCCAGGCUGGUCUCAAACUUGUCAUUUAGGAGGCUAGCCUUGAGCUGCUGAUCCUCCCACCUUGACCUCCCUAGUUGAGGGUUGGUAGGCAUGCGCGCCAUGUCUGUUUUCAUCCCUGUGUGUCUGGUUGCCUGGUUUGGUUUGGUUUUUCAGGACAGGGUCUCAGUAUGCAGCCCUGGCUGUUCUGGAACUCACUCUGUAGGCCUUGACCUCAGAGAUCCGCCUGCCUCUGUCUCCCCUCCCAAGUGCUGUGAUUAAAGGCUUGAGCUACCAUGCCUGAGAAGUGUUUUUAAUACUAUCUCAUAGUCCUUUAUUUGAAUCAGUCACAGCCUACCUUUGUACUGUUGAACAGUUGUGUUGUUUUUCCUUGAGGUUAUCUCGAAUAAAGCUGCUGUAAAAACUA